AUGACCAAAGAAACGAAAGUUACUAAAAAACAAGGAAGGUGGAGAAGAAGCUAUAAGGCAUGUUUAAGUUGCCGAGCUAGAAAAGUCAGAUGUGAUCUGGGUCCUUUUGAUAACCCACACCCUCCACCUUGUACAAGAUGCAAAAGAGAGCAGAGAGAGUGUCUAUUUACAUCAAGGAACAGAGAAUCGAAACAUAUUGUAUCCGAAGAUGUUUCACCUGUUACAGAUUCUGUUAUCUCAUCAAUGACCGAAUCUGCCACCAUCUCAAAAGCUGAUAGUAACAAUAGUAAUAUUAGUGAACCAACAAAUGUAAAUGUGAAUAAUAAUAUAACUAGACAAAAUAAUAUGGCUCUCUCUAAUGUAAUCACUAAUGACACUAGUAUUAUGAUAUCAACUGAUAACAACAAUAAUAAAAACACCAUAAAGACUACAAGAAGUAAUACCAGGAAUGAUAAUGUUAGCGGAGAGCCCGUCAAAGGAACAUCUUCUAUUAAUGGAAAAUGGGGACUAGGUGUAACUUCUAUGCAGAAUACUUUGGAAUUUCUGGCUAAUGCGGCAGGUAGCGUUGCACAAGAGAAACAAAAAGGCACAGGAAUAACGCAGGUCAACCGACAUGUAACUCAACUUGAAACAGGUGCGAUUCAUCACAGCAAAGACUUAUCUGGUAGACCGACACCUUUCCUUGAUCCUUCAGAUGAAAAUAUAUUUGCACCACUAUUACAAACAUCUGGUUCUCAGAGACCAGCUUCUACUUUAAUGGAAAAAGUACGGAGUGUAAGGCCCCAAACUGCUAAUAAAUUAUCACAUGUCGAUUAUAUAGGUGACAAUAGUUUACUCUCUGAAAGGGAAGCUAUUGAAUUGAUUGAUGCCUUUUUUUUGUCGAUGCAUCCUUAUUUUCCAAAUAUCCCUAUUCAAUUACACGAUGCCCAAGAAUUGGCAGAGUACCCAAUAUUAUUAUGUGCCAUACUAACAGUAUCAUCACGAUACCACUCAUUUACUGAAUUCGGACUUAAUAAUGGUGACGAUAAUAAGCGUAAUAUAGAUGUACAUGAGAAAUUAUGGAGUCAUUGCCAAUGGAUGAUAUCCCAAACAAUAUGGGCUGAAGCAAGUACAAGGUCUAUUGGUACUGUCCUAGCGUUUAUAAUAUUGACGGAAUGGAACCCCAGACAAAUCCAUUUCAAAAAAGCUGAUUAUGCUAAUAAUUUAUACAAGAUAGUUGAAAAGAAUGACAAAGAAAUACCUACGGGUAUUGGUGCAAUUAGACGUAGUGACAGAAUGGCUUGGAUGUUUACAGGUACUGCUGUUAGAUUAGCACAAGACAUGGGUUUUAUUGAGACCAGUACGAAAAUAUUUGUUGCUACACACAUAUCCGAUACCUUUUCAAGCAUUAAUUUGAAUCAACGACCUGUGCUUGCGGAUACUUUCAGUGGAACUAGUCUAGGAAUGAAUAAUACUAGGGCCUCGGGUUAUAAAACUGAUUUAACUAACGUGGAUAAUGGGGUAGGGAAUGAGAAAUUCUUCCUGGAUGAAAUCUUAAAAAAUGAUGACAGUAAAGAAAGAUGGAAAAAUGUUUUAACAAAUUCUGGAAAUAGUUCGAACGAUCAGAAUUGCCCAUUGACUGAUCUUGAAAGGGAGUUUCUGAAUGAUGAAUAUACCCUAUAUUACUCCAACAAAGGUGAUGAUAUAUAUGAACAAUUUACGCCUUUGCCAUUUGCACUGAAUUUCUCACAUGCUCAGAGAGCCAAAAUAGAAUUGGUCAGAAUAACUCUGGUGGCUUAUGAAACAAUCUAUUAUGAUCAAGGGAAAAAGAAAAUGUCUUCAAACGAUCAAGUACAUAACUUAGCUGUUCUUGACAUCCUUUCUCCUCUUUUAGAUGGAUGGUACGGAAAUUAUCGUGACCUACUGAAACCUGUACCAGAGAUAUCAUAUGACAUCAACAUUAGAAAGAAUAAGAGAGCCGUGUAUCAAUUGAGCCAAAUAAUUAAUCGUGAGAGUAUCCUUUCAGAUUACUAUUAUUGCCAAUUAUACAUAUAUUCUCUUGCAUUACAAGCUGACAAUAAAGAAGGUUGCAAUGGAAAAUUAAGAAUUAAUGAGAUUAUAAAAAGUGCGAAAUACGUUGAACUGGCAUAUGUUGCUGCCAAAGAAAUCUUAGACUCAGCAUCAAGAGUACAUAAGAUAAAGAUGUUGAAAUACAUGCCAGUUCGUUGGGUAAUAAGAGUCGUCAGAUCCGUUUCAUUUAUGGUGAAAUGUUAUUUAACAUUGACUACCACUAAUGGCGCUCAAAGUAACGAUUCACAAUCUAUCCUUAAAUUAUGUUGUAUCUCACUAGAUGAAACUAUUAAUAUAAUCAGAAUAGCGGCUUUAAUCCUUAAAGAAGCUACCCCUGAUGAACUCCAUCUAUGCGUUAGAUAUUCGGCAAUAUUACUUUAUCUAUGUAAAGAAUUGAAGUUAAAGAAGAAAAGAAAUCAAGACUUACUACUUUCUCGUGGUGUCAUCGUCAAUGAAGGUAAUUUAACUGAGAGAACCAAAGUUAACCUGAAUUUUAAAAAUAAUGUAAGUAAUGUCGCAAUGAGUUCAUCAAAUGUUGGUAAUAAAGUUGGGACCAAAAAUAUCUCCACAAAUGUUACAAAGGGUGAUGAUAUUCCUGAUCCUAAAAACACUCUACCACACUACACUGGGAAUAACUCGUCUAAUUUUAGUUUAAUAAAGGUUAGCAACGAAGAUGAAAAUAAUAAUCCUAAUUAUAGGGAUAUUACCAAUUACCAAACAAAUUCAGAUUUAGAGCCCAAUACUAGUAUACUUAACAGUGUCGAUUAUAACAACAGCAAAGAUAACAUAACAUCCCACGCGAACAUUACCAUUUCGGAUAACGAUGCGGGAUAUUUCCAGUCGUUACCGGAUCAAGUCAUCGACUGGUUCGCCGUUAGGGAUGAUAUUGGGUUAGAUUUUGUAGAACCUUGGACUCAAAUGAUAGAACAACAGUAUUUGCAAAGCAACAAUGAUGUAUUUUCUGAAAUCGAGAAUCAACCCUUCUAG
Maudiozyma barnettii is the source of this 3036-nucleotide messenger RNA. RefSeq names its product Aro80p (gene ARO80). Gene Ontology annotation, molecular function: DNA-binding transcription factor activity, RNA polymerase II-specific; DNA binding; zinc ion binding. NCBI's taxonomy places the organism in Eukaryota, Fungi, Ascomycota, Saccharomycetes, Saccharomycetales, Saccharomycetaceae. The transcript has a single exon. The coding region runs from base 1 to 3036 and encodes 1011 amino acids. Gene Ontology annotation, cellular component: nucleus. Gene Ontology annotation, biological process: aromatic amino acid catabolic process; DNA-templated transcription; positive regulation of transcription by RNA polymerase II. The record is from RefSeq and is a predicted model, not a curated record.